AUGUACAGUAUCAUCGUCGAGACUGUUCUAUACAAGCUCUGGGAUCGCUACGUUGUUUUCGAUGUAGAAGAGCCCCACGAACGUGUCGCCAAUCGAGUAUGUGGAUGUGUUGGUGCCACCUGA
Plenodomus lingam JN3 is the source of this 123-nucleotide messenger RNA. Lineage: Eukaryota; Fungi; Ascomycota; Dothideomycetes; Pleosporales; Leptosphaeriaceae. The record is from RefSeq and is a predicted model, not a curated record.